AUGGAGGUUCGGCAAUUGGCUUCAUCGCGGCAGAUAACUGUAGUGAAUGGAGGUCAAGGAGCUGACUAUACACCGUUUAUAGUCCCGGCAGCGACUUUGGGGGCUUUAGGAUAUGGUUACAUGUGGUUCAAGGGCAUUUCAUUCUCUGAUAUCAUGUGCAUAACAAAGCAGAACAUGGACAAUGCUGUGGCGAACUUGACAAAGCAUUUGGAUACCGUUUCAGAAGCUAUUUCUGUGGGUGAUUCUUCUAUCGACUUUUCAGGUCUUAAUGCUAAGAAACACCUGAGUCAGCGGCUUCAGAAGGUGGAUGAUAAGCUGGACGUGCAGAAAGAUCUUUUAAAGGGAGUCCAGGAUAAUGUGGGUUUGGCUCUUGAGGAUCUUGCUAACAUUGGAGAUGAUUUCGACGCAAUGCAUAGCCUCUUUGGUGGUAUGGGUGGAAAAUUAGAUAGCAUUGAGUACAAGCAGAAUAUUGCGAAUAUGGGUUUGAUGUAUCUGUGCGACUCUUUGGGUGGAGAAAAUCACAAGAUGCCGGAUAUAUUGAUACAGGAGAAGCUUCGGCUUUCAGGGAAGUCAAACACAUGUAUAGUACUUACAAACGAAGAAGCUUCAAGCUCAGAGGGAUUAAAAGAAAGCGCUAAGAUAGAGCUACUAGAUGACUGCUAA
Messenger RNA from Camelina sativa (false flax), 663 nucleotides. The record is from RefSeq and is a predicted model, not a curated record. Lineage: Eukaryota; Viridiplantae; Streptophyta; Magnoliopsida; Brassicales; Brassicaceae.